Messenger RNA from Auxenochlorella protothecoides, 201 nucleotides. RefSeq lists its product as hypothetical. NCBI's taxonomy places the organism in Eukaryota, Viridiplantae, Chlorophyta, Trebouxiophyceae, Chlorellales, Chlorellaceae. The record is from RefSeq and is a predicted model, not a curated record. The coding region runs from base 1 to 201 and encodes 66 amino acids. The transcript has a single exon.
AUGGACACCCAGAAGUUGACAAAGAGGAGCGUGCGGGUGCCCUGCGGGCACAGCGCGAUGGGAAGAAAGCGUGGCGUUCCGCCGCCGCCACCGCCACGCCCCCCGCUUCGUCCCCGGCGCCGCCCCGCGCCCUGCCCAAGGCCUGAACAAUGGGCAUGGAAGCCAGCCGCGCAGCAAAGCCCCCCUGUGGAUGCAGGGUAG